UCUGUGCUGUUGCUGGUAUCUUGUUUAGUCUAACGAAGGAGGUCGUGACAGCAAGUUUCCGUCGUGUGUGCAGUGCUCCGUAGACUGGUGCCAUGUGACCACAGUGGAGGGCGUGGGCACGAUGCGUCAAGGGCUGCACCCGGUCCAGAAGCGGAUCGCCGAGAUGCACGGCAGCCAGUGUGGCUUUUGUACCCCAGGAAUCGUCAUGGCGCUGUAUGCCCUCCUUCGCUCUAACCCUUCGGCCACCGCCGCGGAGAUCGAGGAUGGAUUGGACGGUAAUCUCUGCCGUUGCACAGGCUAUCGGCCUAUUCUGGACGCCGCUAAAAGCCUUGGCGUGGACGGUGGAAAGCGUGCCGGGUGCUGCCGUGGUGAUAGCGGCGGCUGCCCUUGCUUGGAGUCCAAGGCGAUGACAGCGGCCGCGAGCGCUUCCGAGAACGAAAACGACAAUGAUACCACUACUGUCGUCGACGACCACGAUAAAGAUCAAGUUCUCUCGGAGACGUCCUCCAUUCUGUCCACCGCAGCUACCGAUGGAUCGGUGGUCCCUCCCAGCGGCCCCCUUUCUGUUUCCACAUCUGGUGACGACGAAACCGUCGCAAAUGAGACCGCUAAAGUGGUCGGCGGUGGCCGCGGCGGCGGCAGUCGUUGCUCGGGAAAGAGAGAAUGCACCAUCAGCAGGGCGAGAGACUCAAGGUACAGCACGAGGUACACGGAUGUAAGCGAGCCGAUAUUCCCGGCGGAGCUGAUGCUCAAGGCACCGUCUGCCGUGUCCAUCGUGGGAGACAGUGUCACUUGGCACUGUCCGACGUCCCUUUCAGAGCUGCUUCGGCUCAAGGCAGAAUACCCCAAGGCCAGGAUCGUUGCUGGGAAUACGAGGGUUGGCAUCGAGGUGAAGUUCAAAGGCAUGCACUACCCGGUGCUUAUCUCCCCCGCCCGCGUGCCCGAGCUACACGCCAUCACGCGAGGGAGUUCAGAUGACGGAGGCGUCUCCAUCGGCGGGGCCGCUUCCCUGUCUUCCGUGGAGCACGCUCUCGCCGAGAUUGACGGUAGGAAGAAGGGAGCAGGAGGCGGGAACGGAGGGGCAGCCGGCGCGUGCGUUGACAUGUUGAGGUGGUUCGCUUCGACGCAGAUCAGGAACGUGGCUUGUCUGGCGGGAAAUCUGGCAACCGCCAGCCCAACCUCGGACAUGAACCCGCUCCUAGCCGCGUGCGGUGCGGACGUCGUCCUCCAGUCGAUAAGGGGCGGGGAGCGCCGCAUCAAGGUCCGCGAUUUCUUUCUUGGGUACCGCAAGGUUGCAAUGGAGGAGGACGAAGUGAUCGUGGCUGUGUUUCUCCCCAACGCCGCUUCAGAGAAAGGCAAUGAUAGCCAAUUGUCCCCUCCCUCGUCGUUCGAGUUCAUUCGACCGUUCAAACAGGCUCGUAGGCGAGAGGACGACAUUUCCAUCGUUACCGGCGGCAUUCGACUGGUGCUAGAGUCGCGAGGAGGCAAGUGGAUCGUGAAGGACUCGUCCAUGUGCUUCGGGGGGAUGGCACCGACGACCGUUGCUGCCCCCCUCACCGAGGCCUACCUUGUGGGCAAGGAGUGGUCGGCGGAGACCAUGGGUGGAGCGUACGAGCUGCUAGCGAAGGACAUGCCCCUUUCCUCCAACGCACCAGGUGGACAGUGCGAGUACCGACGGGCCUUGCCGCCGUCCUUCCUGUUCAAGUUCUUCAUCGAGGUUUCCCUUCGGCUUGAGGCAUUGUCGCUGGAAUCCAACGGACUGCUUCCUCCGCCGCCGGUCAUUGGAGACGCCGAUAGGUCUGCGGCAACGAACUUCGUCACCGCGCCAAAGCCCCCGAGCAGGGGACAGCAGGAGUACACACCUCGGACAGGAGGAAUGCAGAAGGCACGCCCACAGCCUCAUGCACCCGUUGUUCGCGACGACGAAACCACGGGUAGGACAGAAAACACCAAAACGAAGAAGGUCGCACUGGAAGGGGGUGUUGGAGACCCCGUCCCACACAAAUCAGCGGAUCUUCAGGUGACGGGAGAGGCUGUUUUCACGGACGACAUGCCGUCCCCCGUUGGCACCCUCUUCGUCGGCCUGGUUCUCUCCACGAAACCCCACGCCAAGCUACUCGAGGUCGACCCCUCCCCGGCCCUGGAGGUGGAAGGCGUUUUGCGCUUCGUAGGUGCCGGGGACGUUACCCCGGAGCGGAACGGUAUCGGUGCUAUUGUGGUGGACGAAGAAGUGUUCGCUGUGGAUGAGGUUCACUGCAUGGGGCAGGUGAUCGGAGCCGUGUUAGCGGAGAGUGCUGCAAUCGCAGAGAGUGCGGCGAAGCUCGUGACGGUUCGAUACGAGGAGCUUCCGUCCGUAAUGACUAUUGAGGAUGCCAUCGCCGCCGAAAGGCACGUCAAUGGCUACUACGACGAUAGGCACGCCAUUGUGAACGGUGACGUCGACAGCGCCUUGAAGGACGCCAAUGUCACGGUCGAGGGCGAGAUGGCGAUCGGUGCGCAAGAGCACUUCUAUCUGGAGACGAACACCACCUUGGCGGUGCCCGGAGAGGCGGGGUCUUUGGAGGUCUUCGCGUCCACACAGAACCCCACCUUGACGCAGGAUUUCUGCUCCAAAGUGUGUGGUAUCGACAAGAACAAGGUUGUCUGCCGCACGAAGAGGAUGGGAGGAGCGUUUGGCGGCAAGGAGACUCGUUCCAUAUUCUUGUCGUGUGUGGCUGCUCUCGGGGCCCACUUGACAAAACGGCCCGUGAGGAUCUGUCUUGACAGGGACGUGGACAUGCAGAUCACCGGACACCGACACGCCUUCCUCGCCAAAUACAAGGCCGGUGCUACCAAGGAUGGCAAGCUAGUCGGCAUGGACGUAACGCUGUACAACAACGCUGGCUGCAGCCUGGAACUGUCCUCUGCUGUCAUGGACAGGGCUCUCUUCAGUAUCGACAACUGCUACAGCUGGCCGGCUCUGCGCGUGAAGGGGUUGGUCUGCAAGACAAACCAGGCCUCUCACACGGCCUUCCGGGGCUUCGGAGGACCACAGGGUAUGCUUGUCACCGAGACGGUUAUGGACCACCUGGCCUCUUCCUUGGAAAUUGACUCGUUUGGACUGCGCACGCUCAACUUGUACAAGCCGGAGGAGCCAACGCACUUCGGGCAGCCCCUGGAGGCCUGGAACAUUCCCGCCGCUUGGAAGGACAUGCAGCAGUGGGCCGACAUCGAGCGCCGCGGCAAGGAGGUGGACGCGUUCAACUCCUCCAGCCGUUACAGGAAGAGAGGACUCGCUGUUGUUCCGACGAAGUUCGGGAUCAGCUUUACGGUGAGAUUUUUGAACCAGGCCGGGGCGCUCGUGCACGUGUACUUGGACGGGACAGUGCUGGUUAGUCACGGUGGUACGGAGAUGGGGCAGGGACUCCACACGAAGGUCUGCCAAGUCGUGGCCAACGAGUUCAACAUCGACGUGGAGAAGGUACACAUCUCGGAAACGGCAACCGACAGAGUUGCCAACACGACCCCUACAGCAGCAUCCAUGUCGACGGAUCUGUACGGCAUGGCCGCCCUCGACGCGUGCGAGCAGAUCACGGAGAGGCUCCGGCCCAUUAUGGCGCAACUACCGGAAGGCACUCCAUUCGCUACCAUCGCUGCGUAUUUCCAGCGGAUCCAACUUUCGGCCCAAGGAUUCUACGUUGUGCACGCCGAGCGAUGUAAUUACGAUUUCGACAUGGAGACCACCAACAACAGGGACAGAGGUCUCCCUUUCAACUACUUCACUCAGGGUGUUGCGGCCAGCGAGGUGGAAAUUGACUGUCUCACCGGAGACGCGAAAGUGAUCAGGGCUGACAUCCUCAUGGACAUCGGGACUAGCGUCAACCCGGCUAUCGACAUCGGUCAGAUCGAGGGAGCUUUCAUUCAGGGCUAUGGCUGGUGUACGAUGGAAGAAACAAGCUGGGGAGACUCGGAGCAUCUCUGGGUAAAACCCGGGCAGCUCUUCACCAAGGGCCCCGGCACGUACAAAAUCCCGUCUUUCAACGAUGUGCCCUCGGACAUGAGGGUCAAGCUCAUGGACAGGGCGAACGCCUUCGCAGUCCACUCCUCGAAGGCUGUGGGGGAGCCCCCGUUCUUCCUCGCAUCCUCGGCAUUCUUGGCCAUCAAGGAUGCUGUGGCAUCAGCGAGAAAGGACCACAAUAAAGGCAAAGCAUCCUUUUUCCGACUCAACAGCCCAGCCUCUUCCGAAAGGAUUCGCACGGCUUGCCUAGAUGGCAUCAUGGAGCGCUCCGCUGCCGCUGAAGACGGCGAAAGUUCUGUCCACGUUAGUGACUACCAGGCGAAGGGCUCGUGGUAACGGGUGUUUUGCUUCCUCUUGCCUCAGGAUGCUGCUCCUCGGCCUGUUUCACUCUGCACGGAGAGGCUCGAUUCACUACAUUUGAGCUGACAGUAAUGAUUAUGUAGGCAUCGAACCAGGACUCUCGUUCAUGUUGAGCCGUUAAGGUGUUGAAAAUGUAGGCGGCAUGGUGUGAGUGUUUCGGGCAAGUGUGAAAUUCGUCAAUCAAGCAGUCCGAUCGUUCGCUGCUUUCCGUGUGCCGUGUAAAAUCCACGCUCUUCCGCGGGGGACACGUGAAUCCGGAACACAAUGUCGAAAAUUUCUUCUAGCCACCAUUCAACGUGGAUCCUUGUUGCGGCUUGAAACUAGGAUUGAACAUUGAGGGGGCUCGCUACAUGUACUCCCCCGUCCCGCCUGAUAACACGAACCUAGCGGCAGGUUGUGGGUUCGAUGCUCUCUCCAGUUUUUUUUUUUUCCGGGAUGUUUUUCCAGCAACCUGCGGUUGAAAGUGAUCUACUGUAUGUCGUAACUACCUUCGGCUUCACGGUCGACGAGGAAAAGAGAUGCCUGAACCCUUCUCGCGGUUAACAAUAAGGCGAGCAGGGGCGCGGCAACAGGCUGGGAGUGAAGAGUCGGCCCUGCCCCGAUCCCAUCCCACUUCAUCGGAGAACAUGAAGCACUCGGAGGCCACCUCAAACACUGGUUCAAGAGGUUCUACUGCUCCGUCAACGCCACCCGUCAUUGUGGGUGUGCGAGUGAGGAAACAAAGCCACCGGCACAUUUCCGACCCCGGAUGAGGGCCAAACAACGCCGCGGAAAGCACGGUGAACAUGACACAAGGACGUUCCAGAGCCGGUUCCGGGUCACUCGGGUGGUUGGAGAGCCAGGCCAUCGGUGCGACUAGAAGCCGUCCUGCGCGCUGACCACGUCCCUCGAAGGAGGGGCCGCUCGCGAGCUAAGGCCUAGUGCUGUCGGUUGUGGCACCUUGCCAGGGCCCCGUUCUUGCAUAAAUAUGCUUUUACCUCUGUCGGCGAACGAUAGCUAUAUUGCCGAUGCAUCUUGCGUGGUCCAUCUAUCGUAUUCCCGCCCCUUCCAAGGAGAGGAGCCCUGGAGGAAGGACACUCCCGCGAAGACAUGGGCCCAUCACCCAGUCUACCGGUCCGCGGCAACAUCACUACACCCAAUCGUCAAUUUCUUUGGUUCGUACUCGUCGCGAUCGGUAUCGUAGACCCCGCAUGAGACUGGUGUCGGGGGCCAUUUUCUCCCAGGUUGAUGGGCAGCGGUUGUUUUGGGUGGGAAGGUGCACGUCACUCAGGUUCGUGUCCGCCUGUUGCCCUCGACAUUCCAACCGCCGUACCCUUGUGGUCGUGGCUGUCUUCGCCCUCCGUGCCACCCAUUGACCUCGUGGGCACACGGGUUUCAUUCAAGUCCAAUGUUGACUAAAUUUGGUGGCUUAGAGAGGGAAAUAGGGGAGCACUGCGAGUGAAAGCGG
This is a messenger RNA of Ectocarpus sp. CCAP 1310/34, 5804 nucleotides long. NCBI's taxonomy places the organism in Eukaryota, Phaeophyceae, Ectocarpales, Ectocarpaceae. The record is from the annotation of a GenBank genome assembly.